GUUUGCCUUUGUUUGGUUUAACUGUACAGUUACCUCAGCCACACUUGGUCGCUGUUCAGAACAACCUGUAAGGCUUAGCAGCAUCCUCAAAAUGUCGACCGACCUCCAGUGGCUCCUUAUCCGCAAAUACAACUCCUUCCUUGUGAAGAAGGUUCCUGAAGGUCCCAUCUUCUCCAAGGAGCCUGGUAACCUCCUGAACCUGCACUCGCACAAAUACUCCGGUCUUGCUAACUCCAAGACCAUCGACAUCCAGAACUCUGAGUCUGGAUUGCAGAUCACCACCCGGAAAUCGAAAGCAUCACCACACGCUGUUCGUCCUGCACGGACAACCGCAACCGUCCGCAACCGCUCAGGAGGCCGUCGUUCAUUGGGAGUCGUUGCUUCCGUCGCGAAGAGGGGGUACCGUCCCGACCUGAGAGCCGCUGCUCUUGGCCGUUCCUCUGCACUGCUCGCUGCACAAAAAGAGAAGAAAGCUUCGCCACCAAAGAAAGUCCGGGGGAAGAAGGCAACAGCAUUCUUUGGAUGAUUUAUUUGUUUGUAUCUCUAGUGCCUCCAUUGCUAUGUUCGUCCAUGCCGAAAUAAGCACCCCAUGCUGCACAUUCCUAGUUGACUGCAAAAAUAAUGGUACAUUUCAGCGA
Molecule: messenger RNA, 638 nt
Organism: Suillus subalutaceus
Lineage: Eukaryota; Fungi; Basidiomycota; Agaricomycetes; Boletales; Suillaceae
Product: ribosomal L28e/Mak16
Exons: 5
Coding region: 92-526 (144 amino acids)
Biological process (GO): translation
Cellular component (GO): ribosome; cytosolic large ribosomal subunit
Molecular function (GO): structural constituent of ribosome
Source: RefSeq, a predicted model, not a curated record